GCUUAUAUAUAAGAAUUGUGCGUGACCUAAAUUAAACAAUUCCUGUCUCGUCGAGUCAAAGAAACUCAAAAUGAUCAAACUAGUGUUAUGCCUGUUUGGAUUAAUAGUUGUAUCCGCUCGCCCGUCUUACAGGGACGCUAUCCCCAACGGUUAUGCUGUGUUUAAUCCAUGUGGGACAUCAUUUUGGGAAGCCGUGGGACACUAUAAUCCCGAUCACCACACAAUAGAGAAAAAUCCAUUUGCUCUGGCCUUCGCCGCUGCUGGUCACGUGUGGACCGCUGACCUCUGUCGUGCAGACUCGGAUGGAGACGGCAGGUCAAAUGGCGCGGAGUUAGGAGACCCGAACUGUGUCUGGACCGCAGGAGCUACACCUGAACGUUCAUCCACAGGUCAUCCUGGUAUUUGUGAGCCUAUUGGAUCUGGGCCCUGUGCCUCCGUAGCUUUUACCUGUGGGUGUCAGGGACAAGCCUGCGUGGGUUAAAUUGAAUCUUGUUUCUGUUGUGUGUACUUUUAUAUUAAAUUAUUUUUUGAAUUUUGAA
Magallana angulata is the source of this 539-nucleotide messenger RNA. Its product is annotated as temptin-like. Lineage: Eukaryota; Metazoa; Mollusca; Bivalvia; Ostreida; Ostreidae. The record is from RefSeq and is a predicted model, not a curated record. The transcript has 3 exons. Bases 71 to 481 code for a protein of 136 amino acids.